AUGGAGUAUAUUUUAAGUAAUAAAAAUGAAAAUAUACUGAAUUAUCAAAAUGAAAUUUUAAAGAAAAGAAAAUUAACUGAUGAAAAUUUUUUUUAUAAUAUUAAUGAAGAUAUUAAUAAUGAUUUAGUUAAGAAUGAAAAUGAAUUACUUAACAAUGAUCGAAAUAAUAUUAACAAUAAAUCAGAAUUAAGCGAGUGCUUAGAAAAGAAUAUGUUUACACCGAAUCAUAAUGAAAUUAUAAAUAAUGGUUUCAUUAGAAAAAUAAAUAAAAUAUGUGAUGAGUUAAAAGAAAAAGAGAUAAUAUUAAAUUAUUCAAAAUCAAAUAAUCAACUAAAUUUACAUAAUAACAAAUUGUAUGAAAAUAAUUUUAAAAAAAAUGUGAUAAAUAAUAAUAUUUUAAUAAAUCAAAAUUUAGAUAAUUUAAAUAAUAAAUUACAAAAAGAAAUAAAUGAAGAUAUACAUAAUUCUCAAUUGAAUUUAAAUAGUAGGAGUGAAGACAAAAAAAUUACAAACAUAUCUUUAGAUAAUAAUAAACUUCAAAACACUAAUUUAAAUAAUUAUCAUAUAGAUAAUCAAAAUGAGAAAACAUUUGUAAAUAUUAAUUUAAAUAAUACCAUUUUAUUUAAGAAUGACAAACAAAAUAAUAAUUGCAUAAAUGGAAACCAGUUAAAUAAUACUUUAUCUGGUAACGGCAACCUUGAUUUUAAUAAUUUUAAUUCUAAUAAGAACAGUUUUUAUAGUACUAAUGUAAAUAUAAAUUUAAAUGAGAAAUUAAAUAAUAGUAAACAAAAUAAUAGUUAUUUAUAUACAAUAAAUCAAAUAAAAAUGGAAAAUAAUUCGAAUUUUAUUAGAUUUAAUUCAAACCAAGAUAUAAAUACAAAUAAUAAUCUUUUAAAUGAUUAUUCAAAUAAUCGUACUAAAGAAGAUAUGAUUAAUUCAAAUUUAAUAAAAUCUUCAAAGAAUGUAAAUAUCAAUUUUCAAGAUGAUGACCAAAAAAAGUUAUCCGUUAAUCUUAAAAGAAAAGCUAAUAAUAUCACAAAUAAGAAUAACACUAUUAAUGAUUUUUCAUAUAACAGAGAAACUAAUUUUUUGAAUAGUUAUGAUAUAAGGAAUCAUAAGAUGAAUACUGAUAUACUUUUAACUAAUAAUUAUGAUGAUGAUAAUAAUAAUAAUAAUAAUAACAAUAAUAAUAACAAUAAUGAUAAUAAUGAUAAUAAUAAUAAUAAUAAUGAUAAUAAUAAUGAUAAUGAUAAUAAUAAUAAUAAUAAUAAUAAUAAUAAUAAUAAUAAUAAUAAUAAUAAUAAUAAUAAUAAUAAUAAUAAUAAUAAUAAUGAUAAUAAUAAUAAUGAAAAUAAUAAUGAAAAUAACGAUGAUAAUAAAGAUAAUAAUGAUAAUAAUAAUAAUGAAAAUAAUGAUAAUAGUAAUGAAAAUAAUGAUGAUAAUAAUGAUAAUGAAAAUAAUGAAAAUAAUAAUAAUAAUGAAAAUAAUGAUGAUAAUAAUGAUAAUAAUAAUAAUGAAAAUAAUGAUGAUAUUAAUAAUAAUAAUAAUGAAAAUAAUGAUGAUAUUAAUAAUAAUAAUAAUGAAAAUAAUGAUGAUAUUAAUAAUAAUAAUAAUAAUGAAAAUAAUGAUGAUAAUAAUGAAAAUAAUGAUGAUAAUAAUGAUAAUAAUGAUAAUAAUUAUAAUAAUGGUAAUUAUGAUAAUGAUAAUAAUGAAAAUAAUGAUGAUAUUAAUAAUAAUAAUAAUAAUGAAAAUAACGAUGAUAAUAAAGAUAAUAAUGAUAAUAAUAAUGAAAAUAAUGAUAAUAGUAAUGAAAAUAAUGAUGAUAAUAAUGAUAAUGAAAAUAAUGAAAAUAAUAAUAAUAAUAAUAAUGAUGGUAAUAUUAUUUUUAUAAAUAGUAAUAGUGAUAAAGAUAAUAUAAAUGAUAAUACUAUAAAUAGCAAUAGUGUUAAAGAUAAUAUAAAUGAUAAUACUAUAAAUAGCAAUAGUGUUAAAGAUAAUAUAAAUGAUAAUACUAUAAAUAGCAAUAGUGUUAAAGAUAAUAUAAAUGAUAAUACUAUAAAUAGCAAUAGUGUUAAAGAUAAUAUAAAUAAUAAUAUUAUUAUUAAUAGUAAUGGUGGUGAUAUUUGUAAAGAUGAUGAUAAUAAUUAUAAGAAUAAUUUUUUUUCUGCUGAUAAUGAAAAUAAUAACAGUGAAAAAGAUAAUAAAUACAUUGAUAAAAAUAAUAAUAAUAGCAAUUAUGUUAUAAAUAGUAAUGAUAAUAGUAGUAGUAGUAGUAGUAUUAUAAAUAUAAACUUCAGUAAUAAUAUUAGUAUUAAUAAUAAUGCAAAAAUAGAUAAUAAUAAACAAAUUAAUAAUAGGAUGAAUAAUUUUAUAUGUAAAAAUAUUAACGACAAUAUAACAGUUAGUAAUAAUGAUAAUAUUAAAAAUGUUAGUAACAUUAAUGAGAAUAAAAAUAGCAACAUCAUUAUUAAUGCUAUAAACAGUAUUAAUAAUAAUAAUAACAUAAUUCGUAAUAAUAUUAUUAGUAAUGAUAAUGAUAAUAUUGAACAAAAUGUAUUAUUAAAUGAUAAAAAAAAAAUGUUAAUGAAUAAUAAAAUUGAAAAUAUUACAGAAAAUUUAAAUAAUCAGAAUAAAUUGAUAAAUCAAAAUGUAAAUAGCGUUAAUAUGAGUAAUAUGAAAUUAAAUUUAGAAAAUAAUAAAAAUAUAAUUUCACAAACAAGUAAAAAUAUAAACACAAACAAUUUUAAUAACAUUGUGAAUAAUAAUAUACAGCUUUCAAAAAAUAAUAAUUUAAUGUCCAGUAAGCAGGUUAUGCACGUGAGUACAAGCAACACAUCUUUAAAUAAAGGAAACAAAGUAAAUAAACUAAAUGAAAUAAAUAGAAUUAACAAUAUUAAUUUUAAUGAUGAAAAAUCGCAUUUAAUAAAUGAUGCAGGUAAAGCAAAAGUAAUUAAAUACAAAAAUAUAGAAAAUCAAGAAAAUUUAAUAAAUUUGAAGGAAAAGACAGAAGAAUUAAAGUUAGACGAUAAGAGGAAAGAUGUAGGAAAAAUGGAUGGACUAGAUACAACUUUAAAAAACGAUGAUAAUAACCUUAAUAACAGUAUAAAUAAUGUUAAUAAUGUAAGCAUGUGUAAUAUAAGUAAUUUAAACAAUAUGAAUGCAAUAAACAGUACAAAUCGUGUGAAUAAUAUGAAUUUAAUUAAGAAUAUGAAUAAUUUUAAUUCUAUGAAUAUUCCAUUAAAUAACAUAAAUUCAUAUAAUUUUAAUAUGACAACAUAUAAUAAUAACAUGGUUAAUUCAUUUAACAAUACUAAUAAUAAUUUUAUACAAGCUAAUCAAAUAAAUCCAAUAUCAAAUAAUCUUAUGAAUGAAUUACAAAAUAACAAUAAUUCAGGGAAUACAAAUUUUAUAAACAAUGCAAACAAGCUUCCAAAUAUUCCUCCUUUAGGAUUAAAAAACAAUAAAAAUAUGUUUUUAAAGAAUUCUAACACAAAUGAAUUUGAAAAUUUAAAAAAAGUGUAUUCUAAUUACUCUAAUAAUAGGAAUUCAAAUAAUAAAAUAAAUUCAAAUGAAAAUAACAAAAGUAUUAUAAAAAAUAUGCGUCUUGAAAAUUUAAAUUUUAGCGAAAGUAUUAAUUUAAAAAAUGUUGAUGAUUUAGAUUUGAGUGUUAAUUUUCUCAAUGGUAAAUAUAUUUCUAAAUUAAACAGUGAUGAAAAAAUUUACAAUAUAGUUCAUUAUAUUGUAAAAAACUCAUUAGUAGACUACCUUUUUGAUUUUUAUAAUAAUGAAAGCUUAAUUUAUAAGGACAAAGGGGAUACACUAGAAGUUAAUAGUAAUCAGAGUUUAAAGUAUUCAAACGAUUUAAAAGAUGAAAAAUGUGAAAAAAAAGAAAAUAAUCAAGAGAAACAAGAAAGGAAAAUAAAUGAAAAAGAGGAAAAUGAAAUUGAAGAAUUAAAAAAAGAGAAUAAAGAAAAAGUAAAAAAUGAAGAAGAUGAAGUAAUAAAAAAAAUAAUUGAUGUAAAUGAAAAUAAAAGCAAUGAACUGAUAGAAAAUAAGGAUAGAAAAACAUUAAGAGAAAAUAACAAUGAUAUAAAAAAAAACACUGAUUUAAAUGAAUCAAAAAAUAAUGAUAAUAUUGAUAAAAAUACUAAUGAGAACAAUUUUUCAAAUAUUGUUAAUAGCAAAAAAUAUAUACAGUUAGAGAAAUCUCUUUGUACAGAUAAUAAUAAUAAUAAUAAUAAUAUAUUAAAUGAAUUAGGUAAAGAUACUAUUACCAUUAAAAGCGAAAAUAUAGAUAAAGAUAGAUCAUAUGCCAUAGAAAAAGAUGAGAAUGAAAGAUAUAAAGAUGAGAAAAUAAAUGAAGAAAUAAAAAAUUUAACUUUCGAUAAAAAUCAAAUUGAUAAUAUCACAAAAAAGAAAGAAGAUGAAGUUAAGGAGACAAAUAUAUUUUUAAAUGAAGAUAUUGAUAAAGAUAGCAAAAAAGAUUUGGCAAGUUAUAAUUUAGAAGAUAGUACUUCUGAAAAUAAUAAAUCAAUAUUAAUAGAAAUAACAAAAAGUAUAUGCUCUAUAAUAAAUUUACAACAACUUCCACCAGUAAAUUCUAGAUUAACAAACCCUAAUUUGAUUUAUGAUCCUAAUUAUGAAAAUAUAUAUUCAAAAUGGAAAACAUUUUUAAAAAAACAACAAUCAAGCGGAAAUUUAAUAAGUAAAUGCUUUUCAAGAGAUUUUUUAUACACAGUUUUAUUGUGUAAUUAUGCAAGUAUAAUUGAAGAUUUGAGAAAAACAGCUGUAAAAAAAAAAAUUAAAUAUUUUUUUUUACAUUUAUGUUUAGAAGCGGGAAUUUCUAUCAAUGUCGCAUUAAUGCUAUUUAUUAAUGCAACUAAACAAAAUAAUAAACUACAAUCUUUAUUACCAUCGGAAACGGGAUUAGGGUAUCUACAUAGAGAUGCUGGAGGAGCAAAGGAAGAAAACAUGGGAAUAAUAACAUUUGAAUGUAUAACGAAUGAUAGAGAACCAGAUCAUUUAAUAAAAUUAAUAACACUAAAAAAUAUUUUCUCUAGACAAUUACCUAAAAUGCCUAGGGAGUAUAUAGUUAGACUUGUAUUUGACAGAAAUCACUAUACUUUUUGCUUACUUAAAAAAAAUACAGUAAUUGGAGGAGUAUGCUUUAGGCCAUAUUUUGAGCAAAAAUUUGCAGAAAUAGCAUUUUUGGCAGUUACUUCAACUGAACAAGUAAAAGGAUAUGGUACAAGACUAAUGAAUCAUCUAAAAGAGCAUGUUAAAAAAUUUGGCAUAGAAUAUUUUUUAACUUAUGCAGAUAACUUUGCUAUAGGUUAUUUCCGAAAACAAGGAUUUUCUCAAAAAAUUUCAAUGCCAAAAGAAAGAUGGUUUGGAUAUAUAAAAGAUUACGAUGGUGGUACUUUAAUGGAGUGUUACAUAUUCCCAAAUAUAAAUUAUUUAAGACUUUCUGAAAUGUUAUAUGAACAAAAAAAAACUGUAAAAAAAGCAAUUCAUUUUAUAAAACCACAAGUGAUGUUUAAGGGGUUAAGCUUUUUUUCUGAAAAUAAAGGAACAUAUUUGCAUCCAAGUAAUAUUCCAGGAUUAUUAGAAGUUGGAUGGAAAAAGGAAAGUAAAGAAAUAUCGAAAAAAACUCACAAUAAAGAAAUUCAAUUAAAAGAUCAAAUUUUAAAUGUUCUUGAUUUUUUGGAAAAACAACAAUCUGCUUGGCCAUUUCUCAAACCUGUUAGCCUUUCUGAAGCACCUGAUUAUUAUGACAUUAUAAAGGAACCAACUGAUAUUUUUACUAUGAGAAGAAAAGCUAGACAUGGGGAAUAUAAAACAAAAGAGGAUUUUGGUAUUGAACUUAAAAGAAUGUUUGAUAAUUGCCGCUUGUACAAUGCUCCAACUACUAUUUACUUUAAAUAUGCAAAUGAAUUGCAAGCUCUUAUAUGGCCAAAAUAUGAAAGUAUAAAUGAUAAUGCAAAAUAA
Plasmodium relictum is the source of this 5988-nucleotide messenger RNA. RefSeq names its product histone acetyltransferase GCN5, putative (gene GCN5). The coding region runs from base 1 to 5988 and encodes 1995 amino acids. Gene Ontology annotation, cellular component: histone acetyltransferase complex. Gene Ontology annotation, biological process: chromatin remodeling; positive regulation of transcription by RNA polymerase II. The transcript has 4 exons. The record is from RefSeq and is a predicted model, not a curated record. Gene Ontology annotation, molecular function: protein binding; histone H3 acetyltransferase activity. NCBI's taxonomy places the organism in Eukaryota, Apicomplexa, Aconoidasida, Haemosporida, Plasmodiidae.